AUGGACCGCGGCACCAACGCGGUGGCCGUGCUGCGCAACAGCGUGGUUCCCCUGAGGCUGGGCUACGUGGCGGUCGUCAACCGCAGCCAGGCCGACAUCAACAGCAGGCGCAGCAUGGCGGAGGCGCGCAGGGCGGAGGCGGCGUGGUUUGACCACCACACGGAAUACCUGGAGGUGGCGGGUCAGUGCGGCGUGGGCACCCUGGCGCGGCGGAUCAACACGAUCCUCGGGACACACAUCCGCGCGCUGCUGCCGGCGCUGCGGCGGCAGAUAGCCGAGGCACUGGAGGCCAGGGGCGCUGAGCUGGCGGGCUACGGGAACGAGCUGGACCUGGGGUCAGACUCCGCCAGGUCCGCCGCUCUGCUGCAGCUGCUGUGUGCGUACGCCGACCGCUACAACGCGCUGCUGGAGGGGCGCUGCGAGGACAUGAGCCUCAGCGAGCUGCACGGGGGGGCACGCAUCAGGUGGGGUGCUUGUAUGCGCGGCACUUAUAAGCGGGGGCCCAUGUAA
Monoraphidium neglectum is the source of this 510-nucleotide messenger RNA. RefSeq lists its product as hypothetical. The coding region runs from base 1 to 510 and encodes 169 amino acids. Gene Ontology annotation, cellular component: cytoplasm; membrane; microtubule. Lineage: Eukaryota; Viridiplantae; Chlorophyta; Chlorophyceae; Sphaeropleales; Selenastraceae. The record is from RefSeq and is a predicted model, not a curated record. The transcript has 4 exons. Gene Ontology annotation, molecular function: GTPase activity; microtubule binding.